This is a messenger RNA of Ophidiomyces ophidiicola, 2037 nucleotides long. It is a transcript of the gene MEX67, whose product is annotated as nuclear mRNA export, poly(A)+RNA binding protein. The transcript is spliced from 3 exons. Gene Ontology annotation, cellular component: nucleus. Gene Ontology annotation, biological process: poly(A)+ mRNA export from nucleus. The record is from RefSeq and is a predicted model, not a curated record. Bases 1 to 2037 code for a protein of 678 amino acids. Lineage: Eukaryota; Fungi; Ascomycota; Eurotiomycetes; Onygenales; Onygenaceae. Gene Ontology annotation, molecular function: RNA binding; protein binding.
AUGAACGGAUCUCGCCCACCAAGAGGACCUCGCGCUCGAACCGGCGCCCCUGACCGUGGCGGUAUCCGCAAACGAGGCUCUGCACCACGGCUGGAUAAGGAUGGGGAUCUAGACAUGGGUAGUGAGAGAAACGUGCGGGGGCGCGGUGCAGGAAAGGCUCGCGGACGAGGUGACCUGUCUCGAAGAGUUACCCCAGCAUCAAGACAAGGAGCGACCGACAAAGACAGGACCUUAGACGCUCUUCAAAAAGCCAUAUUCAGCACCUCGUCUCAUGCCAAUAUCAAACGGGGAAGGGCAGAUAGUAUGGCCGUCGAUGACGGCACAUCACAACUCAAAAUCCGCGGAUGGAAAGGCAGCAAAGCGGCUUCGAACUCUGACGGAGGUAUUCAGAGUCUUCUAGCGUUCUUGGAAAAGAAAGCUACACCCCCAGGUCCGAAUACUGGUGUCCGAUUAAGAAUCACAAAGUCGCGAGUUGAAGGAGACGCUCUGAUUAUUUCGGUGCGUCCAGAACAAGCAGAUUGGCUUUUACGUAUCAAUGGAUAUUCCUUCGCAGGGGCUCCCCUUAUCAUCGAGAAACACGAGAAACCGGCAUUUUCGAAGCCAUCUGGCACCCCUUCUCAAGCUGCGCUGGAUACAAAAGCAAAAAUGACAUCAUUCCUGGCCAAGAGAUACUUUGAGCAGAAAAAGCUGCUCGAUUUGUCAAAUUUGGGCACCGACUCCGACCUUGUCGAUAUGGGCAUGUUCAACAGUACUACAACAGAAUCAAAAUUCUUCCCUGCUCUGAUGAAAAUAUGUGAGUUGACAUUUGAUUCAAGCGAAAAACGAAGGGCUGCAGUCGAAAGUGUGAGCCUAGCUCACAACAAAUUGGUCAACGUUGCCCCUGUCACUGCUUUAGCACAGACUUUUCCAGAUUUGAAAAAUCUAGACUUAUCAGACAACGACCUGAAAAGUACUCAGAACUUGAGCAGUUGGAGAUGGAAAUUUCGGAAUCUUGAAUUCCUCGAUCUUUCUGGAAACGGAGCUAGUUCAGAAGCAGAUUUCAAAGAGAAACUUUUAAAAUGGUACCCAAAAUUACAAUAUCUAAACAAUAUAGCUGUCAGAACAGCAGAUGAGAUUGCAGCAGCAAAGAAGACACCUAUUCCAGUUAAAAUUCCGUUUUUUCGCGAUGAGUCUGCUAUUGCCGAAAAUUUUCUGAAGAUGUUUUUUGUCAGCUUCGACAACAACAAAAAUGAACUGCUGAACUUCUACGACAGUCAAUCCGUUUUUUCUUUUAAUGUGAAUAAUAUGGCGCCUCGAGCGUUGCAAACAGAUCCACCAGCAAAUUGGGAUGCAUAUAUCAAAAAGAGUAGGAACCUCCUAAAAAUCAAUUAUGUUUCUGCCAGAAUGUCCCGAGCUUUUAUUGGGGUUGAAAAUAUUCGAACUUUAUGGAACUCACUACCUCGAACUCGUCAUCCUGAUUUAUUAUCAGACCCAAAACAGUGGCUAAUCGAAUGUCACCCAAUUCCUGGCCUUCCUGACCCAACUGGCCAAAGUGUGACUGGUGUUGGUGGGCUCCUUCUUACUAUCCAUGGGAAAUUUGAUGAACUUGAUGCGUCUGGGAACCUAACUCAAACACGAAGUUUCGACCGUACACUUGUGCUAGGUCCAGGCCCUGGGCCAGGAGGAAUAAGAGUGAGCAACGAUAUGCUCUGUUUGAGAGCAUAUGGGGAUUGUCAAGCCUGGGUCCCCGAAGGUCAACAGCAAACAAUUCCAGCCGUAUCAUCGAUACCGACACCAAAUCCCACCACAGCCCAAGUUCAGCGAUCCCACCCUCAAGCUAAACCCGGAUACGGAUUACCCACCCCAGGGAAAUCAGAUGAGCAAGUUAGAAAAGAGCAGCUAGUGCUCGAGAUUAGUUUCAGGACAAAAAUGACCCUGGAAUUUUCUGAGAUGGCUCUUUCUGGCAACGGCUGGAACCUGGAGGAAGCAUUGAAAAACUUUGAAAUACUUAGGGCCCAGGAACAACUUCCUGCGGAUGCAUUCCUAGUUGGGUUAUGA